Didymodactylos carnosus is the source of this 1695-nucleotide messenger RNA. The record is from the annotation of a GenBank genome assembly. NCBI's taxonomy places the organism in Eukaryota, Metazoa, Rotifera, Eurotatoria, Philodinida, Philodinidae.
AUGGAACCCGAUUUCGAACGUCGUUUAUUCAUGUCAAUGUCCGGUCAAAGUUCACUUAAUUCAUCUCCAUUUUCUUCGCCAAUAUCUACUCCCGUCAAACAUAGUGAUCGUUUCAUUCCUCUUCGAUGUUUAAGUCAACCAAACGCCUAUUACAUUGAUCAAGAUUCAUCGACAAGAAAUUCAGCACUCAUGGAUAAAAAACAAGCAAACACACGAGAUGCGACGUCAGCAUCCACAAGCAUGGGUUCAUCCGAUCGAACCAAAGAUAUUUUAACUUAUCAAGCCCUACUACAAAAUGAAAUGUUUGGCACGAGAAUCGAUACAAUUUAUGAUGAACAACAAAUGGGGGCUAGUGGAUCGAAUAGCAUAGGAGGAGCAGCAGGUAAUAAUCAACAGCAAGCGGGUGAUACAAAUGCUGGAUCAAAUGCACAAUCACAAACAGCUCAAACUCCACUACCAACAACAGUAAAUAAUCAAACGACAGGUUCAACUCCUGGCGGUCAAUCCUCGCCAUUUCUUACACCUUGUUCUACCUCUCUACCAUUGUCAUUUCGUCUCAAUUACACGAAUACAAAUCCAAAUAUUCUUCGUUCACGUGAUCCAAAUACAAUUUUCAAAUAUUCUCUCAAACGUAAUUUGGAUGAUUUACAUUAUUCACCUUACACACUUUCACCUUUAUCACCUUCAUCCAUCAAACUUUUACGCUCGCCACGAAAACAAUUGCGUAAAAUUCCUAAAACGCCGUUCAAAGUAUUGGACGCUCCCGAAUUACAAGAUGAUUUCUAUCUGAAUUUGGUCGAUUGGUCAUCAACAAAUAUUUUAGCUGUAGGAUUGAAUGCAUCCGUUUAUUUGUGGAAUGCCAAUACAUCAAAUGUAACGAGACUGUGUGAUUUACAAUCGGAGUCAGAUACAGUUACAAGUGUUGCAUGGUCAGAUCGAGGACAAUUUGUUGCAGUUGGGACACAUAAAGGUAUUGUUCAAAUUUGGGAUGCACAAUCACAUCGUAAAACAAUUUCUUUUCCUCGUCAUACGGCACGUGUUGGUGCAUUAGCAUGGAAUGAUAUGUGUAUUUAUAGUGGAUCACGCGAUCGAUUUAUUAUACAAAAUGAUACACGUUCAAAUAAACAGGAACGAAAAUUAGCUGGACAUAGACAAGAAGUAUGUGGUUUGAAAUGGUCACCUGAUCGACAAUUAUUAGCGUCGGGUGGAAAUGAUAAUCGUUUAUUAGUAUGGAAUCAAUCAUGUUCAACACCAAUUCAAACAUAUACCGAUCAUACAGCAGCUGUUAAAGCUAUUGCGUGGUCACCGCAUCAACAAGGGCUACUAGCUAGUGGUGGUGGUACAGCUGAUCGUUAUAUUCGAUUUUGGAAUACACUCACUGCUCAAAAUUUACAAUGUAUUGAUACCGGUUCUCAGGUAUGCAAUUUGGCAUGGUCAAAACAUUCGAAUGAACUUGUAUCAACACAUGGCUAUUCACAAAAUCAAAUUAUCGUUUGGAAAUAUCCGACAAUGGUACAAUUAGCACGAUUGACCGGUCAUACAUUUCGUGUGUUGUAUUUAGCUGUGAGUCCUGACGGAGAAUCGAUUGUAACGGGUGCAGGUGAUGAGACAUUGCGUUUUUGGAAUGUAUUUACAAAAUGUCGAGCAAAUAAAGAAUCAAAUAGUGUACUAAAUUUAUUCAAUAAGAUCAGAUAG